GGAGAGAGAGAGGGAGUGUGUGAGUGUAAGAGAGAGAGAGAGAGGGAGUGUGUGUGUGUGUGUGAGAGAGAGAGAAAGAGAGAGAGAGAAAGAGAGAGACGGAGUGCGUGUGUGAGAGAGAGACAGAGAGAGAUAGAGAGAGAGUGAGAGACAGAGGAAGAGAGACAGACAGAGUGAGAGAGAGAGUGAGAGAUAAAGAGAGAGAGAGAGAGAGAGAGAGACGGAGUGUGUGUAUGUGAGAAAGAGAGAGAGAGAGAGACAGUGAAAGACAGAGAGACAGAAAGACGGAGUGAGAGAGAGAGAGGGAGAGGGAGUGUGUGUGUGCGUGUGUGUGUGAGAGAGAGAAAGAGAGACAGAGAGAGAUAGACAGUGAAAGACAGAGAGACAGAGAUAGAGAGACAGACGGAGUGAGAGAGAGAGAGAGAGAGAGAGAGAGAGAGGUGGGAACGCUGCAGGUGUGACGUCACGCACGCGACUCCGCCGUCCACCGCACGGAUCAAGCAGAAUCUCACGCGCUUUUGGCUCGCGAGCUGAGCGGCACCGAGACGAUGGGCAAGCUGCAGGAAUUCGACAUUACUUUCAGCCACAAUAAAGUGGUGUACAGCCCGGGAGAGACCAUCUCGGGAACGCUGAGGAUCAUCACCGCCAACUCGCUGCAGUACAAGGCCAUCAAGGUGAACUGCGUGGGUUCCUGUGGCAUCUCCAGCAAGAUGAACGACACUUCAUGGAUGUUGGAGGAGCAGUAUGUAAGCAGCAUGCUCUCUGUGGCUGACAAAGGAACCCUUCCACCUGGAGAGCACAGCUUCCCUUUUCAGUUUCUCAUUCCAACACACGCUCCCACUUCUUUUGAGGGCCCGUUUGGGAAGGUUGUGUACAGGAUCAGGGCUGUAAUAGACACACCACGCUUCUCUAAGGACUACAAGUCUCAGAAACCCUUCUACCUACUCAAAGUCAUGAACCUCAAUGAGUUGCCUGAUAUAGAGCAACCAAGUUGCGCUGUGACAACUAAGAAGUUCACCUACUUCCUGGUGAAGACGGGGACCCUUAUGCUGAAGGCUCGCAGUGACCUGAGAGGAUACACUCCAGGCCAAAUCAUCAAACUCUCCACAGAGAUCCAUAACAAAUCAGGAAAAGACACAGGCUAUGUUCUGGCCAGUCUCAUUCAGAAAGUGACCUAUAAGACGAAGCGGCCGCUGUUUGAUUUUCGGACCAUAGCGGAGGUAGAGGGGGCAGGCGUUAAAGCAGGGAAACACGCAGAGUGGAAGGAACAGAUCAUCGUUCCUCCUCUCCCUCAGUCUGUCCUAGUUGGCUGCAGCCUCAUAGACAUCGAGUACUUUAUCCAGGUUUCACUAAAGUCUCCUGAGACAGUGGUCACUCUACCCAUCUACAUUGGAAACAUCGCUGUCAACUUGACCCCCACAAGACCACCUCCACCCACCCCACUUCAGCACGGAGCUGUGAUGCCCGCCAUGCCGAGCCUUAGCCCUGGACCAGUGGUACCGAGCGCGCCCCCAGCUGAGGAAGAUGAGGAUGAGGUGCAGGGUGCAGGAGCACUAAGCAGUGAGGAAAUUCCUACCAAGAGUCACUCCCAGCAGGACCCCUCGGGCCAUGCCAUUGCCAUGUCCCCUGGGGCGUUCAUUCACGCUCCAGCCCAAGCUCAUCCUCAGGGUCAGCAAGGCCAGUCAGCCGAGAGCUCGGCACCUCUUUUCUGUGUCUCCACGGGGGCCACCAUUCCCUUUUUCACUGACGGUAACGCCACGCCCGUGCCCACUACCUGUCCUCUCAUUCUGCCUCCAGAGUACAGCAGCUGGGAAUAUCCACAUGAGCCACCACCCACUUACGAGGAAAGCUGCAGCAGUACCAACUCCAGCUUCAACACCAGCAUGACGUAGAUGACAACACUGGAAAAUGCCUGUCAGUAAAUCUGCAACUUCCUCUGCUGGACGCUCCAGGCAUUGCCAUCCUCCCCAAAUAUGACCAAACGUAUUUAAAGGGAUCUUGUCAUUUUUCACUUGAUUUAUAUAAACAAUAUUCCUCGCUCCUUGGUGUGGAGAAAGGGUCUCUGGAUCAGUGCCUAAUCAUGGUAGCACUCCUGAACUACUACAGGUUGAUAAACCUGCAUCUGUGAUGCAGUGACAAACGAUAUAUACACAGGAUGUGUGUUUGUUAGCCAAGGCUGGCCUUCUGCGACGCUUGUCCCAAAACACAGGCUGAGUCAAAUCAGAGCUAGUUUUGAAAGAACUGUGGUCACUCUGAUGCUGAUCUGUGAACAUUUCCUCAGGCCUUUGCAGCGUCAGUCUGCGGCUGGAAUGUCGUUCAAGGAGGACUGAUUAGAUUUUUAUCAGCACAGUUAGAGAAAGAUACAGCUUUUUUUUAAAGCUUGCAUUCUGAUCAGAUUCUGAAAUUUGUGUGGUCGCUGAUUUUUUCCCCCAAAAUAUAUAUGUAAUGCUGGAGAUUGUUAUUAUCAGUAUUGACGGCAUUUGGCUAGACAAAGGAGAAGCACCUGUUUUUACAUUUAAACCCCGCAUCCCUGCAUCAGAGGUGCCAACAGCUAAGGUUUAACCGUUACCACAGCAACAGCACUCACUAAACAUUCAUUUAGUUUUUUUCAUUUCAUGCAAAUCAAAGAAAAUGAUAUUCCCAAACAUGAAUAUAAUAGAAUUUUUAAACUUGCUGGGUGAAGUGAUAACCUAUAUUAAUACCACACUUAUUGCACCAAGCAUAGAUGAGAUGGCUGUUGAAAGCGCUUGGUGGGGCGGGGCAUUGUGUGCUGUUCUAGUAGAUAUCAUUCCUUACUUCUAUGUGAACAUUAAAAAAAAUCAAAUAAAAUUAGAAUAACUGUGCACAUCUUGGUCAGUUCUCAAAGCUCAGGCUUUGUGUUUAAACAGCAUCUUUAAUAUAGAGCACGAAUGCACGUAGCAGUGUCAGAGAUUGCGGCCGUUAAAAAUUAGCGCAAGGUGCUCUGAAUUGCAUGAACACAAAGAUAUUCUCAAGUAUGGAGCAGUAAAAGAAGUGUGCAGAGAAACUGUUGCACAUGAGAGCAGUUCAGUUCUGCGAGCACCGAGUACUGAGACGCUUGCACCUCUUUUCGCUUCGCUCUUUAGCGUCUACACUUUGCUCACUUGUCAAGUCAAUUAAAGUAAAAGAGCCAUGGCCUACAGUAAAAAAAAAAAAAACAUGUCAUUUGUAAUCAUUAUAUGAUUAGAUUUCUGAGAAAUUGUGUUUAAAUAUAAAGUAAAUCAAAUUAAAUUUUAAAAAAUGUUUUUGUGAGGUUUUUUACCACCAUGUUUGAUAGCAGUUUGCUAUUAUUAUUGUCAUUAUUAUUCCUGGUAUUAUUAUAGUUAUGUGUAUUUAAAAAAAAAUCAUGGCCUUCACCCUUGUUGAAGUCAGCGUCAAACAAAACGCCCCCCCCCCCCCCCCCCCCCCAAUCUGGUUUAAACGUUUACCACAGUUAUUUUCAACACAGUUUUCUGAAAAAUAUUAUUCGGUUACUGGCACAGGCCUAGGCGUAGAAUUUAUGAUUUCUGACCUCUUCCAGUGGAAAUACAGGAGCCUCCUUUAAGCGAAUUUCAAAUAAAGCAAUGGUCAAAACAAACACAAAUAAAAGCGAAUACACUGAAGGGGAAAGGACACGGGGUGUGAAAGAUGCACAUUUCCUUCUGGUAGCGAUUUCCUUCGCUUCACACUGACUUUAUCUAGAUUAACUCUGAGUUAUGUAUUCAUGAGCCAAUAGAAACCAAGAAACCAAGUUGCAUAGCAUACAUCUGAGUAAAAAAAAAAAAAAAAGAGCCACCACUGACAUGGAAGGGAUUUUUAUGGUAAAAUAUCCUGCUAGGAUUAUCUUGUUAGCAAUGUUGGCACCUCUGCUGUGUAUCGACUACAUGCAUAUUUUGUUUCUUGAUGAUUUUACGAAGCCUUUCCUUACACCUUAGGUGUUACUACAUUCAGAUUUGAUUAUGCAGUACGUAAUGAAUUUUAAACUCUAUUUAAAUAAGAUGAAAAUAUUGCUGGAAGAGAAGUUUGGAAUAAAAUGUAAUUUCUUUAACUUUAAUCAAUUAAUUAAUUUAUAUAAUUAAUUUAAUGUUCAGGCCGGGUAAUAUAUAUAUAUAUAUAUAUAAACAUCAUAAAAUCCCCUCAGCAUUUCACAGGUCAGGUGCGUCUUGAGUUCCUGCAUGUAUUCACAAAUUGAAUGAGUGUCUGGCAACAAACCAGAAAUGUUUCUUUAGCUGGAACAAAUUGCCAAAGUUCGUGAACCCAGUGAACCCAGGAUAUACAGGAAUGUUAAAUUUGUCUGAUUUUUUUUUUUUAUUAAUUCACAAUUGAUGGAGUUUUAACAAGAAUACCCAGUUGAGGCCUUAUCCUGCGAUUGCUGUGUAAAACUCUGAUGGUGUUUCUCCAGUAUUUUAAAAGUUGUACUAAUCCUUCAGACCCUUAAACUGUUCUUUUUUUUUUUUUUAAAUUGAAGCACAAAAUGGCACUUUUUAAAUAGAAUUCGACUGUGUGCAUGUGUGUUUGUGUGUGUGUGUGUGUAUGUGUGUCAUCCUUCAACUCCUGAAUGUAGUAUCAGUUGUAGAUUUACUUUACUGUGAUUUUCUCUCAUUAUAUCCAACCCUUCUUCGGGUUUUCUUUCAAAUAUUCAGUCGAGAGUGUUAACCAUAGCUACGCUGUUAGAUUGCACGAAAGAUUGUCCACUCCUUUCAUUUUUUUCUGUAUGUAUAAUUUUCAGUACUAUGAGAAAAAAUUGAAUGGCGUAAAAGAAACGCUCACAUUUUAAAUGAGACUUUGUUCAUUGAUCAUCUUUCUAAGCGAAUCACUGUGUUACAAUGCAGCACCUCUUAUUGUAAUAAAACAUAGGAUUAUGAUUUGAUUAUGGAAUUAAAUACAAGAGUUGGUAAAACAAUGGGAAAGAGAUAAUAUAUGGGAAAAGUUUUAAUAAUUUUAAAUAUUUUAAAUGGACUAAAUUCUAGAGACCAGUCUGUUUCUACUGCAAGUUUAAUACGCCUCACUUUAAGUUUUUAAACAUUACAAGACCUCUAACACAUGAAGGUCAGGUAAAAAGUGAUGAUUUUAGAUUUGUAGCAAACUGACUCAAAUCAAAAUGGUGCUCUCUAAGCUCCACUAUGCUAGAACAUCUGACAGUUCUUCCAUUUCCAUGCUAAACUCUACAUUGCCUGAUGUAGCAAACUAGACAAAAUGUCAUCCAACUCCAUUUUUACUCAUAAAACUAUAUAAUGCUGAGUGCUUUCAGUUUUAGUGAAGAUGCACGUGUCACCACCUUUGCUCAAUCUACACAAACACAUGCCUUAAAUCUACGAAUAGCAACUGUGGCAAAUGCAGAAAUAUGUCAGUAUCCAUUGUUUCAGUAAGAAAUAAAACACGAUGGGGGUGUGCUGUUAUAGGAAAAUAAUAAAAAAGAAAUGAAAAGAAGAAAAAAGAAAAGAAGUGGAGUUACCAUUACCUUGCAGAAGUUGAUUAUUUUUCAAGAACAGGACACCCUAUGUCUUUUAUUCCUUAAUUUUUUUAUUAUUUAAAGAACAACACAUAAUUUUUAUCUGUUUAUUGUUACGUUUAUUGUUGUGGAACAUCUGCGAAACAAGUUGUUCCAUCACCAGCCUCUCUGUUUUUUCUUUCUGUUAAAGUUAAUAAGACAAAAAAAAAAAACAAAAAAAAAAACAAAAAAAAAAAAGCUUCUCAUGUUGUCGAGAAAGCCCAAUGUCCAUUAUGGAAAACUACAAGUUACAAAGCACUGACACUGGAGACUCCUUCCAAAUAAACUCCUUCCAUAAAAAAUGGUCAAAUAAACAUCUCCUCAGCAUGUCAACAAUGAGACACGUGACAUCCAAGUCCCUGUGAAUUAGCUGUUAAUAUAGAAAUGAUCAUUAGAAUGCAUUCAUAUAAAUCUUGCAGCUGAUCUGUCAGAGCCGCGGUUAUUGGAAAUGAAUUAAAACCUCCAGACCAAUCAGAAUUCAACAGCACUGUGGUAUAAUAUCUUUUAUUUCACAAAGGAAUCCUCUACAUUUGUUGACUGAAUACAUCCUGGUUCUUAAAAUGUGUUAAAAGUUCCAGUCUUAAAAUGCAUUGUUCUUCCUGCUUUACUUUUCCAUCUCCAAAGGUUCAACAGCUUUAUGAUGAUCUUUAUUUGUCAUGUGUUUUCUUUCCCUCCUGUUGACAUGGUCUCUAGUUUUGUAUUUUUCUAUUGGUAUGUAUAAUUAUGCGUGUAUUGCGAUCUUUUGAGCCGUGUUGUCAUCUGAUCCUCAUUAGCAGGCUUUGGAAUACAGUAGCACCACUGUGGAUCGAUGUCAUAUUAAAAAAAAAAGAAAGGAAAAAAAAUAUUUGAAUCCAAAUUAGUUUUGUUUGUUAGUACAUUGUACUAAUAAAAUCUCAUCAGUCUCUAUCGCUUUACAA
Molecule: messenger RNA, 6405 nt
Organism: Pangasianodon hypophthalmus (striped catfish)
Lineage: Eukaryota; Metazoa; Chordata; Actinopteri; Siluriformes; Pangasiidae
Gene: arrdc1b
Product: arrestin domain containing 1b
Exons: 8
Coding region: 549-1892 (447 amino acids)
Biological process (GO): protein transport
Cellular component (GO): cytoplasm
Molecular function (GO): ubiquitin protein ligase binding; ubiquitin-like ligase-substrate adaptor activity
Source: RefSeq, a predicted model, not a curated record